AUGGCAAUGGAACUCAACAUCACCUCCGUGAGCUGGCCAUCUCUCUACAACCCAGCCAUCGAACUCUCCGUCGGUCAUGGUCCCCUGCGUCCCAUGCAGCCAGGUGGUUCUUAUCUCGUCAAUCCAGAUGACAUCUUUCGCUUCACUCUUUACUGGACUCUUAUUUUUCACCUUCCUUUCUAUGCCAUCUGUGGCAUUUAUGCCUUCCUCAAUUUCGCAUUUCCGCCUUCGCGUCGAUCAAUAACGACAUUCCCGCUUGAACCCUCUCCCCGCAUUCCCUUCUCUCCCGACUCCAACCAAACUGAACAAUGGAUCAAGCCUCCACGACCUAACGUUCGCCGUUCUCGACUCGCUUUUGCCCUCCUCGUUAUUCUUGCGUUUCUGUUCCUUAGUCUCACUGGUGCUGUCAUGGGAGCAGCUGUGGUCGGCUUCGUACUUGCAGGUGUAUACAAGGCAGGCGGCUUUUACAUGUCCACCUGGGUCCCGUUCGUAUGGGCUGUGAUCCAGAGCCUGGUGGGGCUUCUGGCGAUCUGGCCAUCUAUCAUCAACAUCAUCUGA
This is a messenger RNA of Suillus plorans, 558 nucleotides long. RefSeq lists its product as uncharacterized. Bases 1 to 558 code for a protein of 185 amino acids. Lineage: Eukaryota; Fungi; Basidiomycota; Agaricomycetes; Boletales; Suillaceae. The transcript has 4 exons. The record is from RefSeq and is a predicted model, not a curated record.